Molecule: messenger RNA, 1083 nt
Organism: Stegastes partitus (bicolor damselfish)
Lineage: Eukaryota; Metazoa; Chordata; Actinopteri; Pomacentridae
Gene: wnt8b
Product: wingless-type MMTV integration site family, member 8b
Exons: 6
Coding region: 1-1083 (360 amino acids)
Biological process (GO): canonical Wnt signaling pathway; neuron differentiation; cell fate commitment
Cellular component (GO): extracellular region
Molecular function (GO): cytokine activity; frizzled binding
Source: RefSeq, a predicted model, not a curated record
AUGUUCGUGCACUGGGAGGUUUUCUAUUACAUUUUCAUCCUCCUGGCUCACAUGAGGUCGUACUGCUGCUGGUCAGUGAAUAAUUUCUUGAUGACUGGACCCAAGGCAUACCUGAUCUACUCCAGCAGCGUGGCGGCCGGAGCUCAGAGUGGCAUCGAGGAGUGCAAAUACCAGUUUGCAUGGGAUCGCUGGAACUGCCCCGAGAGAGCCCUGCAGCUGUCCACACACAGCAGCCUGCGCAGUGCAAAUCGAGAGACGGCGUUCGUCCACGCCAUCAGCUCUGCCGGGGUCAUGUACACCUUAACCAGGAACUGCAGCCUUGGAGACUUUGACAACUGUGGCUGUGAUGACAGCAGGAACGGACAACGAGGUGGUCACGGUUGGCUCUGGGGCGGCUGCAGUGACAAUGUCGGCUUCGGCGAGGCCAUCUCCAAACAGUUUGUGGAUGCGCUGGAGACUGGGCAGGACGCACGAGCGGCUAUGAAUCUUCAUAAUAACGAGGCCGGGCGCAAGGCUGUAAAGGGGACCAUGCAGAGGACAUGCAAGUGCCACGGGGUGUCGGGAAGCUGCACGACUCAAACCUGCUGGCUGCAGCUGCCGGAGUUCAGGGAGGUGGGGAACUACUUGAAGGAGAAGUACCACAGAGCUCUGAAAGUGGAUCUUCUGCGAGGCGCUGGGAACAGCGCAGCCAGCCGGGGGGCCAUCGCCGAGACCUUCAGCUCCAUCUCUCGCAAGGAGCUGGUCCACCUCGAAGACUCCCCCGAUUACUGCCUGGAGAACCGCACCCUGGGGUUACCGGGCACAGAGGGCCGCGAGUGCCUGAAGAAGGGCAAGAACUUGAGCAAAUGGGAAAAACGCAGCUGCAAGAGACUAUGCGGAGAGUGCGGGCUGGCUGUGGAGGAGCGCAAAGCCGAGAUGGUGUCGAGCUGCAAUUGUAAAUUCCACUGGUGCUGCGCGGUGAAGUGCGAGCAGUGCAGGAAGACAGUGACCAAGUACUUUUGUGUGAAGAGAGGAGGUCAGAGGGGAAGAAACGAGAGCGCCAGCAACCGCAGAAAGAACCUCAGAAUGAGAAAGAAACACUGA